Cavia porcellus (domestic guinea pig) is the source of this 2236-nucleotide messenger RNA. It is a transcript of the gene Ccnl1, whose product is annotated as cyclin L1. Gene Ontology annotation, molecular function: cyclin-dependent protein serine/threonine kinase regulator activity. Gene Ontology annotation, cellular component: nucleus. Bases 216 to 923 code for a protein of 235 amino acids. The transcript has 6 exons. The record is from RefSeq and is a predicted model, not a curated record. Lineage: Eukaryota; Metazoa; Chordata; Mammalia; Rodentia; Caviidae. Gene Ontology annotation, biological process: regulation of transcription by RNA polymerase II.
CCCGCACAAAGCGGCGCCGGCACAGAGGGCGGGGCGCGGCCUGGAGGGACUCGUUGGCGCGCGCCGGCCGGCGUGGUGACGUCAGGGCGGAAGCGCACGCUGCGUGAAGCGGCCCAGGACCCGGCGGUCACGGGAGUAUCCGUCGCGCCGAGAACACUGGUUAGUCUCACUCUGGGUUCCGGCUGCGUUGGGCGUGCGUGCAGCUCGCAGAGACUAUGGCGUCCGCGCCUCACCCGACCUCGACCGCUGCCGCUGCCGCCGCUGCCGCCUCGUCGACCGCCCCAAGUGCGGGCGGGUCCAGCUCCGGCACGACGACCACGACGACGACCACGACGGGAGGGAUCCUGAUCGGCGACCGCCUGUACUCGGAAGUUUCGCUCACCAUCGAUCACUCACUGAUCCCGGAGGAGAGGCUAUCGCCCACCCCGUCCAUGCAAGACGGGCUGGACCUGCCCAGCGAGACGGACUUGCGCAUCCUGGGGUGCGAGCUCAUCCAGGCCGCCGGCAUCCUCCUCCGAUUGCCGCAGGUGGCGAUGGCAACGGGGCAGGUGUUGUUUCAUCGUUUUUUCUACUCGAAGUCCUUCGUCAAACAUAGUUUCGAGAUUGUUGCCAUGGCCUGUAUUAAUCUUGCAUCAAAAAUUGAAGAAGCGCCUAGAAGAAUAAGAGAUGUGAUUAAUGUAUUUCACCACCUCCGCCAGUUAAGAGGAAAAAGGACUCCAAGCCCCUUGAUUCUUGAUCAGAACUACAUUAACACCAAAAACCAAGUUAUCAAAGCAGAGAGGAGGGUGCUAAAGGAGUUGGGAUUUUGUGUUCAUGUCAAGCAUCCUCAUAAGAUCAUUGUUAUGUAUUUACAAGUCUUAGAAUGUGAACGUAAUCAAACCCUGGUUCAAACUGCCUGGGUAGUCCAUGAUGGUAAGUCAUAGAACUCUGCCCUCUGCACUUCAGCCCAUGACCUCAGGAUGGCCUGAUUGGCUGCCCUGCUCUCCAGCCAAUCCAGUGCAAGCUCUCAUCCGAGAUUCACUGAAGUGGUCCAUAUCCAUCUGGCAGCAUCUUCUAGUUCUGUCGGGGUGUCAAAAGGAUUUGUAUAUUUGCUUCUAGAAGUAACUAUUCAACAUGCCUAUGUUAUUUAAUGUAUACCUGUAACUAGCAACAUGAAUAGUUCAUUUUUGAUAAAUUUGUUGUCCAGCCAUUAUGAAUUAAAUGUUCUUUUUUUUAAAUUAGGAGUUUGGCUAUAUUUCUAUAUAUAGUGUGUAUAGCAUGAAUUCAAAGAAGCUAAAGCCUGCAUCUGUAAGUGGGUACCACUUCCCAUGCUGCGUUAAUUUACAGUUGCUGUACUGUUGCAGACAGUGUUAUUAUUAUAAUUAAUACUCCAUCUUAAAGUGCUUUUUAACUUGGACCUUUGAGAUGCAGAUGUAUGUUUUGGAGUGCUAGCUAGGAUCACACAAGGAGAUUGUGGUUCAGCUACAACUCUUCAUAAGAUACUGAUGUACAAGACUUAAUUUUAAUUUUUGUGUCCUGAAUUUUUCCAGCAAAAUGUCAUUUUUAUGACUGCCGUGCAAUUUUUGGACUCCAUAAAUAUAUAGUAAUAUCACAAAAAUUUCAUUCCUUUUAUAAAAUGCAUGACUUUUUGUGUUCUACAAAAAAAAAUUUCAGUUUUUAUGAAUAAGGACUUUAAAAUCAUUUAGUUUCAGCCUAAAUAAUCUGUACAGUUUUCGCUGAAGAAUAUUCAUGGUGAGGGCUCACUAAAAAUUCCAGCAAUUUAUUAAUUGAAGUAGUUUAUUGCUGUUGUUUGUACUGCAAAAAAAGGUAAGUAAACAAGGUAAUUAUAUUUAUUGCUCUUGACUUCCCUACCUAGAUUUUUCUCAGUUUUGUUUCUUAAUGAAAGUAUAAAGUGUAUUUUUACUCAUCAGUUAUUUGGAGUUUUUUAAAGAACUUUGUUGGCAUUGCUUUUCAUUGUGGAUAAAGGAGAGAUGGUCAAUAAUUAUGGCUUGAAGUAUUACUGGAGUGGUUUAUCAUUUCUAAAAAUAAUCAUGUUUUAACAUAAUUAACUUAAAAAGCAUUACUUAUUACAGAAAUACAUUAAACGGUAACAUGACUUAUUGAACGGGGCUUUGGUCAUGUAGACAACUAAAGAAUGGUCCUAAUGUUACAUGCAAUCUUAAUCUACUAAUUUUCCGAGUUGAGAAUUGUUGUAUGCUAGAAUAUGGGGACAAGAAUAUAAGAGAAGAAAAAAGAA